Molecule: messenger RNA, 1546 nt
Organism: Astrephomene gubernaculifera
Lineage: Eukaryota; Viridiplantae; Chlorophyta; Chlorophyceae; Chlamydomonadales; Astrephomenaceae
Source: the annotation of a GenBank genome assembly
GUGGUUCUUGAGUAAUUCAACUUGGUGCUAGUACAAUGCAGCUAUCUGCGGCGCGUCAAUCUUGCGGGACCCUUAGGAGGGGUCCCCAGCCUCGUGCGGCGGGCGUAAGGCCGGUGAAUUUUGCUCGCGCCCCCGUCCACCGCCAGCUUGUUGUUCUACGAGCAGCUGAGGCACAGGAGGCGACCGUGGAAACUGCUGCUCCCGUUGAAGAGGUUACGCUUUCACCGCUUGAUCGGGCACGAAAGGCCUUGGAGGAUGAGACUCUGGACAAGAAUGUCCUGACGGUGUGCCUUGCGGAGCUGGAGGCUGAAAUGGCCCGGCUGCAGCAGGAGUCCUCAGCAGCCACGUCGCGGGCAGCGCAGCUGGAGGCAUCUGUGGCAUCAGCAAAGGACCAAUACCUGCGCCUCCAAGCGGACUUUGAUAACUUCCGACGCCGCACGAAAGAGGAGAGCGCGCAGCUGACUGACAGUGUGCGGGGCGAUGUGGUGAAGGAGCUGCUGCCGCUGGUCGACAACUUUGAGCUGGCGCGCACGCAGGUGAAGGCGGAGACGGAGGGCGAGCAGAAGAUCAACAACUCCUACCAGGGUCUGUACAAGCAGAUGGUUGACCUGAUGCGCUCGCUGGGUGUGGAGGCGGUUCCCACCCUGGGCGCCCCCUUCGACCCGGCGCUGCACGACGCCAUCAUGCGCGAGCCCUCCGCCACCCACCCCGACGGCACCGUGCUGCAUGAGUUCCGAAAGGGCUUCAGCAUCGGGGGCAAGCUGCUGCGACCGGCCAUGGUCAAGGUAUCGUACACGGAGGAGGGGCCGGCCAACAGCUCCGAGGAGUAGGGCGGUGGUGUGGUGUGAUGUGGUGUGAUGAGGGGGCGCAUGUGGUGUGACGUAUCGACACUGAUGGACUAUUCGCGGUUUGCUCUUGAAAGAACGAGGCCGCAGCAGCCUGGCUAACAGAGGGUAACAGGAGGGGCCGCUGCUACCGGUGCGGCUGCUGCUCUCACUGCGCAAGAGUGCGGUCAAGGGAGAGGGGGGGGUUCUGCGUCGUGCAGGCUUUGCUAGGGAGGCACGCAUGGAGGAAACGGGUUUGCUGCUCUGUGUGAUUUGCUAGAACACUUCCGCUUCCCUUUGUGCUGAGAGCAGCAGUUUGCGGUUCAACGGUUGCGGAGGAGGGAGGGUGCUUCACGCUAUGUUAUGAAAGCGGAUGUGUGAUAGGCAGCGACACGGGGGAGUACGGCACGGGGACGAGGUGUAGUACGGCACUGGGGACACGGUACGACGGUGGCUACCUUGUUCUGGGGUGCCUCCAGCACGCAUAUAUCGGUACGCACACGUUUUGGUUUUGAGUGUCGUAUCGUGCUUCUGAGGGUGUUGUAUGCAUGCCUCUGCACGAUUGCAGUUGUUGGUUUAAAAGGGUUUCACAGGUAGCUGCAGGUUUCUCGCUUGGUACAUUCGGAUUCUUGCAGGACGAGACGUGUCCUCUGAUGGGGAGGAGGAGGCCGGCAGAAGAUAAAAAGUGAUGUGACCCACGGGUCACGCUCUUUGUAAAGGGC